AUGGACUCCUCCGCCCCCGCCGACGACGUCGCCGCCCCCGCCAACACCGCCGCCGCCGACGCCGCCGCUGCCCUCGCCGCCCCCGCCAACACCGCCAACACCGCCCCCGCCAACACCGCCCCCGCCAACACCGCCAACACCGCCGCCGCUGACGCCGCCGCUGCUGCUGCUGCUGCCACUGCUGCUGCUGCCACUGCCGCCGCCGCCCUCGCUGCCGCCGCCGCCCUCCCGCCGCUCCCCCCUGCCCCCGGCCCGCCCACCGCCGCCGCCCUGCUCGCCAUGCCGCCCGCCUCGCGGGCCUGCACAAGGCUGGCUUCUCGGCCAGUCCAGCGCCAGCUGGAGUUCCGCGCGGGCUACGAGCCCAGCAAGUUCAACCUCGCUGUUCGGCAGCAGAACCUCGAAUCUGCGCUCGCGCAGGUUGUCGGCCGCGUCGCCCCCACCGAAUGCAACUCCUGCCAGCGAGCAGCUGGCCCGUAUACUACCUGCGUGGUAGUUACAGGCCAGCUGCUCGACUCGUGCGCCAACUGCCACUAUGGCAGUGAGGGCGCCCGCUGCUCCUUCCGCCGUAAGUUUACAGCCUCCACAUUCCCCAUACAGACCUUAUUGACCCUGCUACAGCCACGCCCGCCCCCGUCGUCCCCGUCCCCGCCAUCGCCACCCCCUCCAGGUCCCGCCGCCAGGUCGCUGCCGCUGCCGCUGCUGCUGCCCCUGCCCCUGCCGCUGCCCCUGCCACCCCCUCCAAGAAGCGCCGCCGCACCACCGCCACCCCUGCUGCCUCCCCGCCGCCGCCGCCGCCGCCGCCACCACCGCCACCGCCUCCAAGAAGGAGAAGAAGAAGGAGAAGAGGAAGAGGAAGAAGAAGAAGGUCUGUAAGUGCGUACGGGACGUAAAGAAGUCCGUAGCGGCUCUAGAGCUUGCUAUGGAUUCCUCCUCCUCAGAGGACAGUGAUGAAGAUGAUGAGGAUUAA
Molecule: messenger RNA, 967 nt
Organism: Ascochyta rabiei
Lineage: Eukaryota; Fungi; Ascomycota; Dothideomycetes; Pleosporales; Didymellaceae
Exons: 3
Coding region: 1-873 (290 amino acids)
Source: RefSeq, a predicted model, not a curated record